Triticum dicoccoides is the source of this 2007-nucleotide messenger RNA. RefSeq lists its product as uncharacterized. Gene Ontology annotation, molecular function: ATP binding; kinase activity. The coding region runs from base 151 to 1695 and encodes 514 amino acids. The record is from RefSeq and is a predicted model, not a curated record. The transcript has 9 exons. NCBI's taxonomy places the organism in Eukaryota, Viridiplantae, Streptophyta, Magnoliopsida, Poales, Poaceae.
UCCCACUCACCCCAGCGGCAUAUCGUCCCAGACAGACGGCAUCCACGUCCUUGGCCUUGGGCCUCACCUAUUUCCAUUCCAUUCUCCACUCAUCCGGCCCCGCGCGCCAUUCGAUCCUCUUCUCGACUUCUCCACUACUCGCCAGUCGCCAUGCAGCAGCAAGAUGGGUUGGGCAAGCGGCUGCUGCUCAGGGUCGCCGCGCUGUGCCACGGGAGUAGCAAGCUGCCGCCGCCGCCGGCUCCUCCGGCCAUGGCGGAAAUGCCGAGGGUGGAGAUGGCCGGCGACGGCCGCGUCGAGCACCUCGAGAAGUUCUCCCACUACGUCGCUCGGCAGAUUGGGUUCGAGGACGCGAGCGAGUGCCCCCACCUGUGCAAGGCGGCCAACAACUACCUCCGGCAGACCAACAACUGCAUGGCGGACGUCUACGGCCUCCUGGACGGCGUCCCGGAGGCCGACGCGCUCUACGUCAAGCUCGUCGACGAGCUGGAGAGAUGCAUCCUCGGCUACUUCGCCUUCCACUGGGACCAUUCCACCACCCUCGUCACCCAGGCCUUGACCGUGGACAGCGCCAACAAAAAGAAGCUGAGGAACGUGAUUCUGGAAGCUAACAGGAAGCAACGGUUCGAGCGGAUCACGAAGGACCUCAAGGUGACGCGUGUGUUCUCCACACUGGUGCAUGAGAUGAAGGCCAUCGGCACGGUGACGGGGAUGAAUGGCGAGGAGGAGGCGCACUGCACCGACGUUAUGGCCCCGGUGGCGCACAGCGACCGGUCCCCGGUGCUGCUGCUGAUGGGCGGCGGCAUGGGCGCCGGCAAGAGCACCGUGCUCAAGGAGAUACUUCAAGAGCCGUUUUGGAUAGAGGCGGGGAAGAACGCUUUGGUGGUUGAGGCGGACGCUUUCAAGGAGACAGACGUGAUCUACCGCGCCAUCAGCUCCAUGGGCCACCACAACGACAUGCUUCAGACGGCAGAGCUGGUGCACAAGUCGUCGACGGACGCGGCGUCGUCGCUGCUGGUGACGGCGCUGAACGAGGGGCGCGACGUGAUCCUGGACGGCACGCUCUCCUGGGAGCCCUUCGUGGAGCAGACCAUCGCCAUGGCCCGGGCCGUGCACUCCCAGCGCCACCGCAUGGGCGUGGGCUACAAGGUGGACGAGGACGGCACCAUCACCGAGAACUACUGGGAGCCCGUCCCCAACGACCAGGACUUUGUCGCCGCCAACAGGGACCGGAAACCGUACCGGAUCGAGGUCGUCGGCGUCGUCUGCGACGCCUACCUCGCCGUCGCCAGAGGGAUCAGGAGAGCGAUCAUGACGGGGAGGGCGGUGAGGGUGAACUCGCAGCUCACGUCGCACAAGAGAUUCGCGGCGGCGUUCCAGAAGUACUGCCAGCUUGUGGACGGGGCCAAGCUCUACAGCUCCAACUCCUUGGGCUCUCCACAGCUGAUCGCGUGGAAGGGCGACAUCAACGGCAGCCUGCUGGUGGAGCCGCGCGAGAUCGACUGCCUGGACAAGGUGAGCAACCUCAACGAGGGCGCCACCUCCCUGCACGACCUCUACCCCGGCGGCGCCACCACCUGCGGCUCCCGCUCCAUCUGGGACGACAUGAUCGUCGCGCCGUCCCGCGCCACCGUCCAGCGAGAGAUCCGGGAGGCCAUCCGCUCCGUGGAGCCGACGGCAACGCCGACCGCCUUGUAGCAUCCAUGAUCCAUCCAUGUUGUCAUGCAUGUUGAUGUUGCGCGCGCACUGCUGGCCGGGUGUUCUUGAGCCUUAAAAAUGAUCGCGGCCACGGUUUUGACGCGGCGGACCGAGGCGAAUUGGGGCAACUCAAGUUGCUGUGUGUGGUUUUUUUGUGGUAUAGUGGUCGUUGGUACAUACACCAAUGUCUGCAGCUAGCAGUUCAGAUGAAAUGUAUGUUGCGAUCGACAUCCAUUUGAGAGUAAAUAAAUCUUGUAAUUAAUUACCUGAAUAAUAAUAUUUCUAUAUACAAAAGUCCAACUUUUAAUAAUA